Molecule: messenger RNA, 1075 nt
Organism: Dermatophagoides pteronyssinus (European house dust mite)
Lineage: Eukaryota; Metazoa; Arthropoda; Arachnida; Sarcoptiformes; Pyroglyphidae
Source: RefSeq, a predicted model, not a curated record
UGAUUUUGUGAUUAUUCAAAGAAUUUUAUGAUUUUGUGAAUCUUCUCAAGAUUUCAUCGAUUUAAACCAGAAACCAGAAACCAGAAUCCAGAACCCAGAGACCAGAAUCCAGAAACCAGAAACCAGAGUCCAGAAACCAGAAAUUGUCAAUAUGAUCUCGAUUCCUGAAGAAUUAAAGAAGAAAUUGACAUCGUGUCGAAGAAAUGUCUCACGUCUGACUGAACGAGAAUGGGACAUCGAUCGUGUCGAAGCUUUGCGUUCCGAAUUGAAGUCUUUGAACGGAGAGUUGUUUGAUUUGUUCCCGGAAGACGAUGAGUUUCCAUCUGAAAUUACUGAUAAAGUUGUUUACUAUGAUACAUUGAUGACUCGUUAUAUAAAUAAUUUGAAAUCUACGAUCUCUGGCUCUUUGAUAUCCCCAAGUCGUAAUUAUAAUGAGAUUUCGUCAAAUGGUUCUGCUGAUUCUUUGGUACGUAACGAUCAUAAUAAUGAAAAUGUGAAUGUCGAUAAUGCUGCUGUUGAUGGAAAUAACGUAACAUCAGCUGGAGGAGAUCGAGUAAAUGAUUUGGUUAAUUCUAACGAUUCUUUUUUGCGUGAUGAUCUUGGCCGUAACUUCGCUAGUCUAUCGCUUUCGAAUACACGUCGUCCAAUUAAAACUGACCAGUUGCCUUGUUUUGAUGGAAAAUAUACAAAUUGGAAUUCUUAUAAAAUUAUGAUUGAAAAUUUAUUGAUAAAAGAUGACAUGAUUUCGGAAGAAUUGAAAAAGUCUAUGUUGUUGAAAACUGUGAAAAAUGAGCCAGAACGUUUGAUGACAAUUUUAAUUGGUCAACGAUUGCCUUUAGCAGAAAUUUGGUCGAAAAUUUGUGAAAAAUUUAAUGAUCCUCAGCGUGCAAUUUUGGAAAUUAAGAACGAAUUGAAAUUGAUACCGGAGAUAGAAUCUGAGAAUGAAGUUAAUCAUUUGAAAAAAGCAAAAGAUAUAGUAGAAAGUGCCAAUCUAGCCAUCAAAAGUUUGGAAACGGAUGCUCGUUUUUAUACAACAAAUUUGGUUCAAGCCGUUGCUGAAAAAUUUUAUUAUAAA